AUGUAUAUUGCUACUGAAGCUAUACUUUCACUUUAUGCAAGUGGUCACACAACUGAUAUUGUACUUAAUUCAGGUGAUGAUGUAACACAUACAGUACCAAUCUAUGAAGAUUAUGCAAUGCCACAUACAAUACUUCGUCUUGAUUUAGCUGGAGGAGAUUUAACAGAUUAUCUAAUGAAAAUUUUAGCUGAACGUGGUUAUUCAUUUAUAACAGUUGCUGAACGUGAAAUAGUACGCGAUAUAAAAGAAAAACUAUGUUAUGCUGCAUUAGAUUUUGAAUAA
This is a messenger RNA of Rotaria sp. Silwood2, 282 nucleotides long. Lineage: Eukaryota; Metazoa; Rotifera; Eurotatoria; Philodinida; Philodinidae. The record is from the annotation of a GenBank genome assembly.